UGACAAUCUAGGAAACACUGAGGAUGAAACCCAGCCCUUGGCUGCAAUCCGUGCCACUCGUACUGUCUUAGGAACACUUUCCUCUUUCUCCAGGCUCUCGAUCAAUACAGACCAGUUUGUCAGGACUGUACAUAAUUAAUGUAACAGUGGAAGCAGUGCUAGUAUACGAUGGAACGAGCAUUCAUCAUCUGCGGAUAUUGACGCUUCUUUCCCACAGACUGAUUGUCAGUGUGUGUAGAGGCUUCUGAAUCAUGUAUUGGAUGCUGUGGUGUAGUCUGUCGUGUCUCUGUAGCUGGUGAGAUGAGCAGCUAGUGCUGGGAUUCUGCAUGUGGCGCAGCAGACGCAUGCAUCUCGAACGUCUGCGAACCGUAUCAUCAUAAUACCGUGGACUGGACAUGUGCAUUUCAUGAUUCAACGGAAAAAACUACAAGAAAUUUCCAAACGGAUUGUCAAUUUAUGAACGCUCAAACAUAUGUCAUUUCGCAACAUUUGCUCUGAGGCGAAACCCAGUUUUAUUGUCUUCUUAUUUUAACCUCCGGUUGUUAAGCGAUAAUUUGCGGAGAAACCGCUAUCAUUGCAUAAUUCACCAACGUGGCGUGCGGUUCAUGAUUGUUGAUAUUGAUUCUGAGAUAACCUCGUGGAGAAACGUGUCUGAACUCGAAGCGUCGAUAUGUUGAAUUUGAUCUUCACAACCAUGUUUCUGAACACACUCACCCCAAAAUUUUAUGUCGCAUUGACCGGGACGUCAUCUCUUAUAUCAGGAUUAAUAUUGAUCUUUGAAUGGUGGUAUUUCAAAAAGUAUGGCACGUCCUUCAUUGAACAGGUCUCGCUGAAUCAUAUAUCGCCGUUGUUAGGUGGGGGUGACGCACCGCCUGAAAAUACGACGACCAAUAACAGUAGUAGUACACCUAGUCAACAGCAGCAAACAGUGCCAGAGUGUAAAGUAUGGCGGAACCCACUGAAUUUAUUUCGAGGUGCGGAAUAUCAGCGCUUUACUUGGGCUACGGGGAAGGAGCCGUUGACAUACUAUGACAUGAAUCUCUCCGCGCAGGACCAUCAAACGUUUUUUACCUGCGAUACAGACGCCGGCAAACCGGAGUAUGAAAUCAUGCAGACGGCUUGGCGGGAACGAAAUCCCCAGGCGAGAGUUAAGGCAGCGCAUGAGGCUUUAGAGAAGAAUCCUGACUGUGCACCAGCCAUGAUCCUACUUGCUGAGGAGGAGUGCACGUCAAUAUUAGACGCUGAGAAGAUGUUGAAACAGGCUUUCAAAGCAGCUGAAGUUUUGUAUAAGAAAUCCCAACUGACUCAACAUCACAGUACACAACAUGAAUCUACUCACAGUAAGUACAGAAGAGACACCAAUGUGAUAGUCUAUAUAAAGCGACGUCUAGCGAUGUGUGCAAAGAAGUUAGGCAAGACAAGAGAAGCUGUCAAAAUGAUGAGGGAGCUGAUGAAGGAGUUCCCAAUGCUCAAUUUGUUUAACAUCCAUGAGAAUCUUAUUGACUGCCUCCUAGAGCUGCAGGCCUAUGCUGAUGUCCAAGCCGUGCUAUCCAAGUAUGAUGACAUCACCCUUCCCAAGUCGGCUACUAUAUGCUAUACUGCUGCCUUACUCAAAGCCAGAGCUGUAGCUGAUAAAUUCUCACCCGACAUUGCCUCUAAACGAGGGUUGAGCACGGCAGAGAUGAAUGCUGUGGAAGCCAUCCACAGGGCGGUCGAAUUCAAUCCACAUGUUCCCAAGUAUCUGUUAGAAAUGAAGUGUCUCAUCCUGCCCCCAGAACACAUCCUCAAGCGUGGGGACAGUGAAGCACUUGCGUACAGUUUCUUUCAUCUACAACACUGGAAGAAGGUUGACGGAGCUCUUAAUCUAUUACACUGUACAUGGGAAGGCACAUUCCGUAUGAUUCCCUAUCCACUGGAGAAGGGUCAUCUCUUCUAUCCGUAUCCAACAUGUACCGAGAGUGCUGAUAGAGAACUACUCCCAACGUUUCACGAAGUGUCUGUCUACCCCAAGAAGGAACUUCCAUUUUUCAUCCUCUUUACUGCUGGUCUUUGCUCCUUCACUGCCCUCUUGGCCCUUCUUACUCAUCAAUACCCGGAGCCAAUGGGUGUCAUCGCCAAAACGGUACUGAGUUGGAUGUACAUGCCGCUAAGUUACAUCAUCGAGAAGCUUGAGGCCAUCUUGCCUUCCAACCUCAUCCAUCAGCUGUCACGAAUCUAAUGCCACGCCCAUAAAUCAUCACGAAUUGCUUCGUAUGAGCUCAAUUUGACAUUAUUUGUUGCUUAAUUUUCAGUUUUUUGCGAUGAUAAACUAACAGGAGGACUUCAAUAUCCAACUGAAUUGAUGAAUUUGAUGCCAUGGCUAGUAUACUGUGCACUUUUAAAACUGUGUGCUCCACUCACUAGUCUUUUGUUGUUAUUUUCUUGAAUUUGUUUUUGUAAUGCUAAAUCAACAAAGCGUAUUUUAGUCAUUUUUUGACUUUAACUUGCUAAUUCAAAACAGUCCGGCCUUGCAGUGAAUACUGAUGUACUGUAAACACCCUUAUUUCUGUCUGCCAGUGUUGCAAAUAUUUUGAUCCUGGGCCAUGCCUGAUGCCCAUCAAUAUCAAAGUGACCAACCCUGGUCGUUAAUGUAAUAUGUAGAAUCAUAGUAGGCUUCAUUUCUUAUGAUCAGUCCAGCAAUUGAAUCAAACCUGAUCUUCAAAUUGUCACUGCCUAGGGGUGCUUGUGGUGACUUGGUAAUUGACAAUAUGAUCAUGACUCGGCCAGAACUGUUUUUCUUGAGACCAACAUUUUUCAGACUAAGGUAAUAGAAAAAUGCAGAUGAAAUGUACAUGUGGUGAUCAGGCUGAAAAUAUGUUAUGAAAAUGACCACAAAGCAUACCUAGAAGUAUAUUUUCUUAUAGAUUUGCUGAUAUCGAGAAGUCUCUUCCACUGCCUUAUCAUCACGAUGUUCCGAUAAUCUUACGUUUGCCAUUAGUCAUUUCGGAUACUUCAAUUUGGCUUGAGAAAUUAAUCCCUAGAAAUGGGAAAAUCACUAUCGUGAUAAGAAUCCCAUAUGAGGAUGAUGGCGAAAAAAACGUAGCAUCGGUCUGCUGCCCACAAUUCUAUUGUCCAGCAGCAAAAAAACAGAACUGAAGUUACGUCAUGUUACCUGGGUUAAACCGCUGUAGAGUUAUGUACACAAUUGUACAGGUGUUUCAUGCAAGGAUGGUAUGACAUCAACUCUAGUCUUACAAACAGGUAAGCAGCAUCAUAAUGUUGUAUGCACUUUACUGGGAUUACAUCACACUUUUUAAAGAUUCAUAACUUUUCCCAUCCAUUUUGGGGAUUUGAUCAACAACUCUCUCUCCGACGCAGAUAUUUUUAACUUAUUCACCAUCAUGUGUAAGUAAUAUUCUCUGCCUUUUUUGGUCUGUUAACAUUUUUUUUUCAAUGUGACCAAAAAUGCUCAAAAAGCAUAGCUCAUAUUGAGUUAGUCAGAGUAGAGGUAAGACUAAGCUUUUCUGUGGAGCCUCUGAUAGACACUACUCACUUCAAACUUGAAGAUGUUAUUUCUCAAUUCUGUAUUUAACCCCUCUCUAAUAAUCAGAAGAUAGGCCUCCAAUCAAUUGAUUUUGUGAAAUUCAUACAAGAAGUCCACAUCCUAGCUGAGAUGAUUUCCACUGUUCAAUUCUUUUUAUUGUUGUUGUAAACCAUCUAUGUGCUAAAGAUUGUCAUAAUCAAGACUGUUUCCCUUUUGUUGUCAUCUCACUUCUCGGCUGGUCAUAGUUCCAAAGAGUGACUCAUUGGAAGCAUCACAUUGACACUCGAGUGUCAUGCCUAACCUUGUUGAGUCUGGCAAGUUUGCAAAUAUCAAGUGACUUUGUUGACAAUGAUCUUUGUAAUCCUCUGGUCAGACCCAAACUUGUGACUGUCCUGGGAUGGACAGUGCCCUUUAUAUUACUGCAUUCUCUCUGUAAUGACUGUCUGGUAGCACCUUUUUGGUAUCAUGUAGCCAGCCUAUCCAUGUCAUAGAACCGCUUCAGAUUUGUCAUAGAGUAGUGCAAAAUGUGAUAACUAUAUAAUUGUAUAAAUGAUUUUUCGCCAUAACUGAUGGUGCAGGGAUGGCUAAGGUGUCUGAGUAUGAAAGCUGUAAAACACAUGGUCCUUAGUGACCGCCAGUUGUAUUCAAAAAGAUCUUCUCCUUCACCACCCACUUGUAUGAGCAUGUUCAGGUUAUGAACCUGGUCUGAGUUGUUCAAAACCAUGUUUAUAUGUUAAAACUGGUUCUCGGAGGUGGAAAUAAAGUUUGAACUUUA
Molecule: messenger RNA, 4298 nt
Organism: Lineus longissimus
Lineage: Eukaryota; Metazoa; Nemertea; Pilidiophora; Heteronemertea; Lineidae
Product: suppressor of tumorigenicity 7 protein homolog
Exons: 15
Coding region: 671-2218 (515 amino acids)
Molecular function (GO): protein binding
Source: RefSeq, a predicted model, not a curated record